GUUUUUAUUGGAUUAGGCUUUCCUUACGAAGGUCCUGCGCCACUAGAAGCCAUAGCUCAUGGUAACAUCUUCUUGAACGCUAAGUUGGACCCUCCUCAGAAUCGACUGAAUGCUGCUUUCUUCCAACUAAAGCCUACGUUUCGUGCUCUUACUUCACAACAUCCGUACGCAGAAACUUUUAUUGGAGAGCCGCACGUAUUUACAGUGGACAUAAAGAAUGUUAGUGUUGUUGAAAAUACCAUAAAGAAAAUACUUAAAACGAAGGUGAAACCCUACCUUCCCUUAGAGUGGACACCAGAAGGAAUGCUAGAGAGAAUAAGCUCUUUUGCUGAAAAUAUGAAAUUUUGUUAUGGUUAUGAUAAGAUAUGGCCGCCUGAAGAUGAAUUGCAAUUAAUACUAGGGGACGAAGGAAUAUCUUGCAAAGAAGCAUGUUGGAAGAAAGGUCUUCUUUGCGAAUCCCUUUUCUUUAAUAAAAUAAAUACAAAAGAAAGUUUUAAAGAAUUAAGAAUAGAAUGUGAUACCAGAGAUGACCGAGGUAGCCUGGUAAUGCCAGCUUAUAUUUCCGCUGAGAAGUCCUGUGUGUUACAGAACCAUCCACUACUUUUCAGCUGUGUUGCAUCUAAAGCAAAACAUACUCGACUCUGCCCGUGUAGAGAUUUUCAACCACAGCAAGUUGCAUUAUGCAAGAAGUGCACCUAGACUGUACCACAGGUAACCCAUGAAAAGUUUUUAACUACAGCAAGAGACAGUUCCCUUCUGAAGGACAGGCUAUUUUUAUGUUAGGGUUUUUAAGCGAAGCAAAAGGAAAUAGCCCACUUCUGAGAUAUGCUUCUUUUGUCAAGCACAAAGGUUUUAGUACGAGACAACAUGCUAAACUACAUGUAUUCCUUUUUUGCUGUUACGUAUCACUGAGCAUUAUGCACCGCGAAGCCUCACAAUGAAACAUUUUUGCGUAAGCGAAGCAUAUCUUGAAGUAGGCUUUUGUAUACGUCAUGGUGCAAGAAGUGAGCGUGAUCUGUGCCACAGGAAACCCAUCGCUACGCGUCGUGGUUUCCUACGCUCCUCUCGUGUUCUCCCAACAUCCCGCGUGUUUUGAUCAGAGUAUCAAACACGGAAAACUGUUUUUGAUCUGUUAAAUAAAAUUUAUAUAGAGUACAAACACUAAAUGCGGGCAACAUAAAUAUCACAAAAUAGUGUUAUCUUAUGCUAAUUCUAUUGUUUUCUUUUUUUUAAUUAGUGCUAUUUACUACUAAAUAGUGAUAGAGUGCACGCACUAAAACCGUGAACAUUAAAUAGUACUAAUAUUAGUACUUAGAUCUUAU
Messenger RNA from Actinia tenebrosa (Australian red waratah sea anemone), 1322 nucleotides. RefSeq names its product alpha-1,6-mannosylglycoprotein 6-beta-N-acetylglucosaminyltransferase A-like. Gene Ontology annotation, molecular function: alpha-1,6-mannosylglycoprotein 6-beta-N-acetylglucosaminyltransferase activity. Gene Ontology annotation, biological process: protein N-linked glycosylation. Lineage: Eukaryota; Metazoa; Cnidaria; Anthozoa; Actiniaria; Actiniidae. Gene Ontology annotation, cellular component: Golgi apparatus. The record is from RefSeq and is a predicted model, not a curated record.